AGUUGACAUGCGAUCCCCAUAUUUCGUUGUCACCUGUGUUCAUUGCCGCGUGUGUGAAAAAAAUUAAGAAUGAAGACAUUGGCAGAUGUACUAAUGAAGGAAAGGAGUUGAAAUUACACAUAAGCGAAGCCCUAGCGACCAACUGUCAGAAAUGCACAGAUAAGCAGAGGAAGGGAACUCGAACUGUCAUAGCACAUCUCAUUAACAACAAUCAAGAUGCGUGGGAGCAACUCACUGCGAAAUACGACCCACAGAGGAAGUACACAGCCCAAUAUGAGAAAGAGUUGAAGACUAUUACCGCGUAG
Messenger RNA from Leptosia nina, 305 nucleotides. NCBI's taxonomy places the organism in Eukaryota, Metazoa, Arthropoda, Insecta, Lepidoptera, Pieridae. The record is from the annotation of a GenBank genome assembly.